UGACAGAACUUUAUUAUGACAUACGUCAGCCAGCAAGUUAAAAACUGGCAAGUUGGCUUUUGGUUGGUUGUGGGCAAAUCGUCGUUUUAUCGUGGGAAUUGUGCAUUUUCCAUCAUGAAUUUUAACGCCCAAGCUGGUCCCGAUGGUCGUGCACACCGCUCCGUGUCGAAGAAACCAAAACGAGUCAGUGAUGUGAAUGCUAUUGGUUCUACCAUUCCGUACCAACAGAUGACAUCACAAAUCCCGACGAACCAGUACAUGACCAAUGAUCCUAACAAUCUGUACGGACAGCAGCAAUAUGUACCACCACAACAGCAACAACAUUACCCGAUGGACCAGCAGCAAAAUUACUACAUCCCUCAGCCACAACCCAACCCAGGCAAUGUGCCCCGGCAAACGGUCCAGCCGGCACCGGUUCCGCCCGGCAUGGCCGGUGGUCAAUUUACAAUGUUUCAGCAACCGAUCGUGCAGGACAUGGCAAUGCAGUACGGGCAGAAACUGGCCGACCAGGGCAAGGAGAUUGUGCACAGCCAUAUCGAGAAGUACUUGCCAAUGUCCAAGCUGAAGUAUUACUUCUCCGUGGACAAUAGUUACGUGGUGAACAAGCUGAAAAUAAUUUUCUUUCCGUUCAUGCAAAAGGAUUGGGGCAUGAAGUAUGAUCACGAUAAUCCGGUACAACCUCGGUACGACAUUAACGCUCCGGAUUUGUAUAUUCCUUCCAUGAGCUACAUCACGUACGUGGUACUAGCGGGCAUUGCACUGGGCAUGCAGCAACGAUUCUCAUCGGAACAGCUGGGCAUACAAGCGUCGAGCGCGUUGGCAUACAGCAUUUUUGAAAUUGUUAUCUACACACUGACGCUGUACAUUGGGAACGUAUCAACGUCGGUGAGCACGUUGGAUUUGCUCGCCCUGACCGGUUACAAAUAUGCGGCGAUCGUGGUAACCGUCGCCGGUACGAUACUGCUGAAACGGAUGGGGUACUAUUUGGCGCUGCUUUAUUCCUCCGCAAUGUUGUCAUUGUUUCUGCUGCGCACUAUGAAGGCAAAGGUACUAUCCGGCCAGGACCAAGCGCAAAGCGCCGUCGGAUACGACCCGUACGGUGGACAGCAGCAAAUCGAUCACAGUGCAGGACGCAAGCGUAAGCUCUACUUUCUGUUUCUCUUGACUGGGCUACAGCCACUGCUGACGUUCUGGCUAACCGUGCAUCUGAUAGUGAACGAAACUACUGUACCGAGUGGGUAA
Molecule: messenger RNA, 1242 nt
Organism: Anopheles maculipalpis
Lineage: Eukaryota; Metazoa; Arthropoda; Insecta; Diptera; Culicidae
Gene: Yif1
Product: protein YIF1B
Exons: 6
Coding region: 16-1242 (408 amino acids)
Biological process (GO): endoplasmic reticulum to Golgi vesicle-mediated transport
Cellular component (GO): endoplasmic reticulum membrane; Golgi membrane; COPII-coated ER to Golgi transport vesicle
Source: RefSeq, a predicted model, not a curated record